GAUCAACUGAAGACACGCAUGAUCUUGUUCUUCUUCUGUUUUCAAAUGAAUUGUUUAUUAUGAGUACUAAUAGUACGCAUUUAUCGCAUCUUUACGGUUAAUGCUAAUCACCUCUAUCAGUUCUUUAUUUCAGGGAAACGCUUUUGUAACGUCGCUCAGUAACUCAUUCACCAAGGUCAGUAGUUGAGUGGAUGUGGUGGGAGCUAAGCCUUCGGCACAUGGGAUUAUAGUAAAGUUAAAAGGCGUGCAAGCGGAAAUAUGGCAGGACUUAUAAACUUUGAAGAUGAGAAUGAAGUGAAGCAGUUUUUGGAGAAUUUGGGAGUGGAGUACAGCUUCCAGUGCUACAACGAAAAGGAUCCUGAAGGGUGCCAAAGGCUAGCAGACUACUUGGAAGGGGUAAAGAAGAACUACGAAUCUACAGCGCAAGUGCUGAAACAUAACUGUGAGACAAACGGAUAUGGAGAGAGCUGCUAUAAACUGGGGGCUUACCAUGUCACAGGCAAAGGUGGAGUAACUAAGUGUCUGAAAACAGCCUACUCCUGCUUUUUGCGCUCCUGCAAUACUGGAGGAAAGAAGUCCAUUGAUGCCUGUCAUAACGUUGGUCUGUUAGCCCAUGAUGGACGAGCUAUGGGAGCACCUGACCUUGCAGCGGCUCGGCAGUACUAUGAGAAGGCCUGCGCCGGUGGCUUUGCUCCUUCCUGCUUUAACCUCAGUGCCUUGUUCAUUGAGGGCAAUUCCAAAGGCCUGCCACCAGAUAUGAUUCAAGCUCUGAAGUACGCCACCAGGGCUUGUGAGCUGGGACACGCGUGGGGGUGUGCCAAUGCGAGUCGUAUGUACAAACUUGGGGAUGGUACGGAGAAGGAUGAGAAGAAAGCGGAGGAGCUGAAGAAUCGAGCGAGGGAGCUUCAUAAUUUCGAGAAAGAAAGGCAGCUCAAGUUUGGAGAGUGAACGUGACACAUUUAAAUUAAAUUAUCAUAUUUUUGGCUUGACACAUGUGGUGUUCAUUCAGGUUGAUUAGAGUAAGUAUAUGUGUGCACAAACAAAACCUGUUCAGGUGUUCCAAGGUCAGAGAAAAGGAUGGUUAAAUGGAUGGACUUGCAUGAUUUACAGUCCAUAGACAGUCAAAUUCAAGGGGCAGCAUUAACUUGACUAUUUUUAUGGGCAGAGUUCAGCCAAAUCUAUACAAGAUAAUGUAAAUGUAAUAGCAAUAAAAUUACUUGUGAUCCAUGUA
This is a messenger RNA of Chelmon rostratus (copperband butterflyfish), 1231 nucleotides long. RefSeq names its product cytochrome c oxidase assembly factor 7. Bases 259 to 948 code for a protein of 229 amino acids. Gene Ontology annotation, molecular function: protein binding. Lineage: Eukaryota; Metazoa; Chordata; Actinopteri; Chaetodontiformes; Chaetodontidae. Gene Ontology annotation, cellular component: mitochondrial intermembrane space. The transcript is spliced from 3 exons. The record is from RefSeq and is a predicted model, not a curated record.